Molecule: messenger RNA, 2293 nt
Organism: Rattus norvegicus (Norway rat)
Lineage: Eukaryota; Metazoa; Chordata; Mammalia; Rodentia; Muridae
Source: RefSeq, a predicted model, not a curated record
CUUCCUUUAAUCGGGAUCUCUCCUUUAAUCGGGAUCUCUCCCAGGACAAGAGGCUCCUCUUCAAAACUGGCCAUCACCGUGGUGAAUGGAUGUCUCUGGGAGCCGGCAUUGUUUGUGUCUCCUCUACCAACUUUAAAAGGGUGUCUUCACGGGGAAUCAGAACCCUCCUGUCCAUCAGUGUCAGCUCCAGGAGGUCAAGGUUGCUGCUUGGGAACUUCUAUCACCAUCCCAGUUUCCUGCUUUGUGUUUACACCCUUGCUGCCUGGACCCAGGAGGUCUCAACCUCCACCAUCUCCCGCCUCUGUGAACUAGGUGGGCAAAUCAAUUAACUUCUCUGGGUUUUGGCUACUAAAAUUGACCAGAGUCGCUGUUGUGAAAAGUGUAAAAGAAGGCAUCUCGACAAUGUAAAAGGCACGGAGGGAGGCCACCUGGUGACCCCAUUGGCAAGCUCGGCCUCUGAAGCGGCCUGACUCCUCCGAACACGAGAGGGCGCUGUGGCCAGCGGCGGCCCCGAACGACAUGGACAGGACGCUCCGUCUUUCCGCCUCGGUUCUCCUCCACGUGGGGACGCAGGAUGGCGGCGGCCGUGGAGGUUUCUGACGAGGCGGCGGCAAGCGACGUACAGCGGCUGCUCGUGCAGUUCCAGGAUGAGGGCGGCCAGCUGCUGGGUUCCCCGUUCGACGUGCCGGUGGACAUCACGCCGGACCAGCUGCAGCUCGUGUGCAACGCGCUGCUGGCCCAGGACGAGCCCCUGCCCCUUGCUUUCUAUGUCCACGAUGCUGAGAUUGUGUCCUCGCUGGGGAAGACACUGGAGUCGCAGUCUGUGGAGACAGAGAAAAUCGUAGACAUCAUCUACCAGCCUCAAGCUGUCUUCAGGGUCCGCGCCGUGACACGGUGCACUAGCUCAUUGGAGGGUCACAGCGAAGCCGUCAUUUCUGUGGCCUUCAGCCCCACGGGAAAGUACCUGGCCAGUGGUUCCGGAGACACCACAGUGCGCUUCUGGGAUCUCAGCACUGAGACACCGCACUUCACAUGCAAAGGACACCGGCACUGGGUCCUUAGCAUAUCCUGGUCCCCAGAUGGCAAGAAACUUGCCUCAGGCUGCAAGAAUGGCCAGAUUCUCCUGUGGGACCCAAGCACAGGGACACAGGUGGGCAGGACCCUCACUGGCCACAGCAAGUGGAUCACAGGCCUAAGCUGGGAGCCCCUUCACAUGAACCCCGAGUGCCGCUACGUGGCCAGCAGCUCCAAGGAUGGCAGUGUACGAGUCUGGGAUACAACGGCAGGCCGCUGUGAACGCAUCCUCACCGGGCACACACAGUCAGUCACCUGCCUCCGAUGGGGAGGAGAUGGGCUUCUAUAUUCUGCUUCCCAGGACCGAACUAUCAAAGUCUGGAGGGCUCAUGACGGUGUGCUGUGCCGUACUCUUCAAGGUCAUGGUCACUGGGUGAAUACCAUGGCGCUCAGCACAGACUAUGCCCUGCGCACGGGGGCCUUUGAGCCUGCUGAAGCCACAGUGAAUGCCCAAGACCUGCAGGGGUCCUUGAAGGAGCUGAAGGAGAGGGCAUCGAGCCGCUACAACCUUGUGCGGGGCCAAGGCCCAGAGAGGCUGGUCUCUGGCUCAGACGACUUCACCUUAUUCCUGUGGUCCCCAGCAGAGGACAAGAAGCCCCUUGCCCGGAUGACAGGACACCAGGCCCUCAUCAACCAGGUGCUCUUCUCUCCUGACUCACGCAUCGUGGCCAGUGCCUCCUUCGACAAGUCUAUCAAGCUGUGGGAUGGCAGGACGGGCAAGUACCUAGCUUCCCUGCGUGGCCAUGUGGCUGCUGUGUACCAGAUUGCCUGGUCAGCUGACAGCCGAUUGCUGGUCAGUGGCAGCAGUGACAGCACGCUGAAGGUGUGGGAUGUGAAGGCCCAGAAACUGACCACAGACCUGCCUGGCCACGCCGAUGAGGUAUAUGCUGUUGACUGGAGUCCAGAUGGCCAGAGAGUAGCAAGCGGUGGGAAAGACAAGUGCCUCCGGAUAUGGAGAAGAUGAAUCUACAGCUUCCUGACCCCUCUCCGGACUCAGGCUCUGCCCACUCUGCCAGUAACCAAGGAGACCUGCCCAGAACAGGUCUCCAGUGUGUGACAGUCAGGACAUUACAACAUAGAGCUAAGCCAUGGACACUUCCUGUCUGGUGCUAACAGCAGUGGGAAAGCCACGCCUCUGGCCCCUGGCUCCUUUUCCGAGUGUCAGCUGUGCAGGCCCAGACCCUAGGCUUGUGGCCAAAUAAAUAACUUAUAUUUUGUG